Molecule: messenger RNA, 2460 nt
Organism: Fusarium coffeatum
Lineage: Eukaryota; Fungi; Ascomycota; Sordariomycetes; Hypocreales; Nectriaceae
Exons: 8
Coding region: 1-2460 (819 amino acids)
Biological process (GO): regulation of DNA-templated transcription; DNA-templated transcription
Cellular component (GO): nucleus
Molecular function (GO): DNA-binding transcription factor activity, RNA polymerase II-specific; DNA binding; zinc ion binding
Source: RefSeq, a predicted model, not a curated record
AUGGAAGAUCUUCACUCCAAUCGUGGACAAAAGGCCUCUCGUAGUCUUGCCGAUAGUGAAAGUCUUUCCAGCGUCAACAUCAACCGCAACAUUAUCAUGGGCUGUCGAGUUUGUCGGGCAAGAAAGGUCAAAUGCGAUGGCCGACCCAACGGCUGUCGCAAUUGCGAACGUCUUCAACUCGAGUGUGUUGAUGACGACGGCUCAAAAUCUGGCAGUCGGCGUGGAUCAGUGCCUGUGUCUCUGAGAAAGAUCCGAACUUACCGAUCAUGUACGAGUUGUCGUGUCUCAAAAACAAAAUGCGAUGGCGACCGCCCGAGAUGUUCGCGAUGCUGCGCCCGUAAUUUAGAAUGCCAAUACGACGGAGGCUCGGCUCCUCGCUGGGCGCGAAAUCUCAGCAAGGCUCCGACUUCAGGUUCAAAUGAGGAAGAAUUAGAGUCUUCUUUGGACGCAUCUUCGGUCACUGGAGAUAGCUUCAUGUCACCCAGUCUCAUCCAGUCACAGGAAACUGAUAUCGCAGCAUCCCAUCGGUCGAGCACCCGAGACACCAGUGCUAUAGACCCGCCCAUAGAUUUCGCCGAUGAUACUGAAUUGUCCAUUCAUUCAUGGCUUGUGUCUUCAGACCUCCCAUCUUCAAACAAUAUUCGUACUGUGGUAGAUCACUACUUUGCAAACAUUCACCCUCUCCGAUGCUUCGCUUUUGUUCAUAGACCGUCCUUUACUCGACAUCUAGAUAAGGGCUUUGAGUCAGAAGACGAAAGAGCAUUGCUACACAUCAUCUGCGCCCAAGGUGCCAAAUUCUAUGCUCUAUCCGUCAAUGUAGAGGAUCAAGAUGCCAAGGCAGGUUUGAUAAGGGCUGCGGGAAAUAGCUGGGCGCAAAAGGCCGAAUUGCUGGUUCUCACCAAUUUUGGAAAGAUCUCAGUUCAAAGACUCAUGACAUGCAUAUUGCUUUAUGAUUUCCACUUCAGAUUAGGCGAGUACACUCAAGCUCUCAUGUUGAGUGGCCUAGCUGUAAGAAUGGCACAUGCAUUGCAACUCAACGUCGAGUUCUCUCCGGAUAUCCUCUGUGCAGAAGCAAAUGAGUCCUCUCCACCGGCAGUCGAGAAGGAGAGUCGUCGAAGACUCAUGUGGGCUUGCUAUAUUCUGGAUGCGUGGACGGGCAGUGGUGUGGACCAGUUGACGCUCCUCCGUGAAGCCGAUAUCAAGAUCCAGUUGCCGUGCAAUGAGCGUAAUUUCAGACUCCGAAUCCCAUGUGUGACCGAGACUCUUGGUGUAGGACAUGUCCUUCAAUUCCUACCUCCAGCUAUUGUCCCACGGAGACCCGCUGCUAAUAUGGGUAUCAUGGCCUACUAUAUUCGAAUUGUCACUCUUUGGAAGCGAGUAGUCAGAUAUGUCAAGCAUUUGAAUACGAGUCCACCUCCAUGGCUUCCUGAAUCCGACUUUGCCGCCCUGGAUGCUGACCUGCGAGCAUGGGGCCGACAUCUCCCUGAGUUCAUCUCAUACUCUACCGAUACCAUCUACGCCCGCCUUGAAUCUGACCAGCUCGGCUCACUUGUCCUACUUCACUGCACUUAUCACCACAACCUUCUUGAUCUUUACAGAAUUUCCAUGCCCGACCUUUUCAAGCUAAUCAAGCCCUUCUACUUCCCACCCAACCAAGAAGAGUUCCUGCAGUCUUUGCAAGUUGACUGCUUUUACCACGCAAAACAAAUUGCUACUAUCUUGGCCGAGGCUGUGCAACAUGGUGCAAGAUACUUGGCUGAUAGCUUGCUACCAUGCUUCGCAUAUGAUAGCAGCCGAGUGAUGCUGUACUACAUCGCAAGACUGCUUGAUCUUAGUAGGCCAGAUGCUGAGACUAUUGUUGUGGACGCUAUCAAUGCUGUGGAGAGUAAUAGCAAAAUUCUACGGACAAUGGCUGCCCUAUUCCCGCUGGCCGACUCCCUAGCGACUACGACGGAGCGAUGGUUAGCUAAGAUUCGCAAGACCUUCGCGCAGGACGAGCAUAUGAGCGAUCGUCCUAAGCAAGGUGAUGAGGAGAGAUCGCCAAUUCUUUCCGGAAGUCCAAUCAUUGGUAGUCCUGAUGAGGCCCUGGGAGCGCUUGGUCUAGCACGCCUUGCUCAGGGUGAGAGCGCCGAUAUCAAGCCGAUUGAUCAGGAUGCUUGGAGCAAGGUUGGAAGUACAAGUCCGACUUCAACCAAAAUAGGAGCCGGAUCUGCCUCUGGACACCCGUCAAGUAGUCAACAUGAGGAGACACCUGCACGAUCCAAACUACAGCAUGAGCAACCUGUGUCUCAACGGACACCCCCUGGAGCUACAACUUCCCAUAUGGACCACCAAGCUGUUGAUCUAAAUGAUCUCCAAAACUAUCUAUCCUGGGAUAUGUAUGGUAUCAUGGAGAUGAGCGACAAUGGCCUAAAAGCUGGCAUCGAAGGUAACGGCAUGCCUUCCUGGAGUGCAAUGUGA